AUGGCUUACAACUUUGAUGAAAUAGGAACAAGGAGCACAGUGGCAGUAUCAGUUUUCCUUCUUUCUCUUUCAAGCCUUUUCACUCUGAUUCAUAUAAAAAAUCACUGUAUUAGCCUCAAAUAUGCUGAAGCUCAGAUACUGAUUCUUGCACUUGCUUUAACUCCAUCUGUGAUAGGAUGGUGCUCAUGAAUUACUAUAGUUCUUGGCCCGGAUUGGGCACAACUUGAUUUAAUAGGAAUCAGCUACAUGUCAAUUGCAGCUUUAUCAUUUUUCUACUACACUUUGAAACUUUUUGGCUGGGAAGCUAAUCCGGGAUUCAAUGUAUAUAGAUAUGGGAAAAUUCAGCAUAGACUUAUUUCACUAGGGAGUAUUAAAAGCGUCUUUAUAUGAAUGGGAUCAAUGAGAAUUGGAAAUUGCAGUGAAGCAAUGGGAUAUUUGAACCUUGUGAAGCUCGGAGUCUUUUUAAGCAUAAACUUAAUUGCAGGCUUGGCUGCUUAUUGAUAAUGAAGCUACCAAGGAUCUCCUAGAACUUGGCAAAUUAGUUCGAACACCACCUUUCCUCUUUUUCUUCUUCAUCGCCUGAUGCCAUCACCUUUUUCUCCUUGCUUUUUCGGCUCCAAUUUUCAGUACGAAGUUAUAGAUUUCUGUAUAUACUGCUUGGGUUGAACAAAAUUGCCCAACACAAAAGCCCCAAAAAUUGAUUUCUUGCCAACUCUUGAUGAAAAGAAUAAAUUCCCAGCGCAAGGCUAACUCUCAGUUUCAUACGCUAGGAAGUUUCUAGGCAUUGCCUAUAGAAACAGCUGAGCCUUCCCAUUUCCAGCUUUGACCUCAAACUUUCCCUCGAGAUAAAAUCCAAUCCUAAAGCGGACUAGGGCUAAGCUCUGUGCAUUCACCAGAAUUAUUAGGGUGCGCUUGCCAGAUAUAAAUAAAAUGUGCUCUAGGCCACACUAUUGGGAGGCAAUACCGAUCAAGACGCCAUAUUUAUUAUAGCUUGGAGUUUUUCAAUUUGCUUUUGUUUUGGCUGGAAUCGGGAUUGCAGGUGUUAUUAUUCAAUUUGCUGAUAGUGAGCUUAUGGAUUAUGGAAACCCAGACAUUUAUCAUGCGUGGUUAUGGCUAAGAGUGGCUGAGGCAGCAAGUGCUUUAAUCGCCUUUUUGGUGCUGCAUAGUUGAAAACAAACAAUGAAAAGAAUUGAAGACUUGUCAAAACUAAAAAUCGACUCAAAGUUCCAAGUCAUCGCAUGGUGCCUUUUACUUCCUUCUAUUCAGCCAAUUCCUAUGGCUUUGCUAUCAAAGUAUGGGAUUAUUGCUGAUAGCGACGCUAAUUCAGUGAAAGAAGUCACAGUUUUUACUCACAAUUUUCUUCUAAUAAUAGAAAUGAUUGCAGCAGGAAUUCUCCAAGUUGUUUCAUUCCAACCUGAAGAAUUUUAUGUAGAAGAAGUAUCGACAGAGCUAGAAGACAAAAACGAGAACAAAUAUUUAGAAGAAACGACUCCAAAUGUAACACUAAGAAUAAUGGAUUAA
Molecule: messenger RNA, 1521 nt
Organism: Blepharisma stoltei
Lineage: Eukaryota; Ciliophora; Heterotrichea; Heterotrichida; Blepharismidae
Source: the annotation of a GenBank genome assembly